Symbiodinium necroappetens is the source of this 3361-nucleotide messenger RNA. Lineage: Eukaryota; Dinophyceae; Suessiales; Symbiodiniaceae. The record is from the annotation of a GenBank genome assembly.
GAAGAGACGGGCAGACGUGUCAGCCGUGGGCAAGCUCCAGCUCUACGAACAGGCAGACAGGCUGGUGGCAGACUCAGGCUCCAAAAGGGAUGCCAGAAGACGCCUGCAGGCAGAGUACGGCAUCAGUGAGUCUUUUGCCACGAGCCUCUUGAAGCCAGCCAAGAGAGCCAAGGUGGAGCAGUUCGUGCAGACCACUCCGCAAGGCAGAGAUGGUCUCAGGCCCCAAGGCAGCCACCUAGGCUACUGCCACCUAGGCAGCAAGAGCCUAGGCAAGAGGCUGCCAGGUCCAGGCAAGUCCCUAGGCAGGCCAGACUACCUGAAGCCGGUUUGGCAGCAGACAGCCAGGUGGAGUCAGUACGAAGAAGCCAACCAACAGACACUGUCUCCAGCAGACCUUCUAGACGACUUCCUAGACAGACUCGAGUUGCGGCUCGCAGUGAGGGAAGCCGAGGAGAAGGCAGGCACUCUGACGCCUCAGGCAGAGGCCGAGCUGCAGGCACUCCGACAGAAGCAGCAGAGCAUGCAGACGAACCAGAAGGCCAGAGAGAAGUACAAGGCCUCGCUGGUCGUCAAGUGCCAGCUUCGCAGCCGUGCCUGCCAGCAAGUCAAGAACCUCAGUCCGGCAGAAGAAAAGGCCAGAAUGGAGGUAGCCUGGAGGAUCUGGGACCAGACACUCCAGGCGGCGGCAGACCCCUCCGGCGAUCAGGCUUUGCCAGUCGCUGAGCCCCACGACUUCGCUGCGAACAGGGCAGAGACAGCGAUCACUCUGUCAGACCAGAUCCCAGUCUGGCUGAAGCCGACGCCAGGCAAAGUCCUCACCAGCCUCCUCAGGCUCAAGGUGGCCAGUGAGCAGAGGUGCUUCCAGCCACAGCGAGAGCCACAAGGACUGGUGUCGAGUUCCAUCCUGGUUGUCUAUAUGGACAACACUGCAGGCCAGAUCAUGAAGAGCUGGCGGAAGCUGCGAGCCAAUCAGCCAGAGCUCUUCGCAGACGAUGCAGUGCGGAUUUGGAGUCAGCCUGCAGCCGUGGUAGACUCCGUGAUCUACAGGUGGCAGCUGGAACUCGAGGCAGAAGAAACCCCGCAGGCACUGAACCUGGUAGACUACUUCGCAGCCGCCUGGACCCCAGACAGCCUCCACGCAGCAGCCCUGCUUCAGAGGGCACAGGUAGGUGUCGCUGCAGGCUGCACAGGCCUGAGCCAGGUCACUGACAUUGGCUUUGCCAGUCAGGCAAAGGCCGCUCUGCACAGGUGGUCCGAGGAUGUCAAGCAGGCCAUGCGGCUGAAGGCCCGCAGACAGGGAGUCCCCUGCACGUACAGGACUCAGUGCUCGGACAUUCUGAAGGCAGCCAGAGCCAUGCACAGCCAGAUGGUCAGCCAGAACCUGCAAGAAAGGACUGUCUUGCGGGCAGCCAGGCAGGGCGGUUGGCUACACUACAGGCCUGACGAGACAGGCAAGCUCCAGCUUGUCCAGGACCAGGCUUGGGCUGCAGACCUGCAGGAAGGCAACGACAAGCUGGGUGCAGACCAUCUUGCAGACAGAGAGUCGUGGGUGCAGGCAGGGCAGGUCCAGCCGUUCACAGACGAAGAGCUGAAAAGCAGCGAGAAAGCCGAUGCCAUGCAACUCGAAGCGACCUACCUGAUCAGUCAGUCCACAGGGGAGAUUGCAGGGCUCAGCCUCACAGACUUUUCGCUCGGCCUCUCAGUCCUGGCUCAGACGGAGCAAGAGUUCCUCCAGCGAGCCCAGGAGGCUCUGCCUCCUUCGCAGAGGAGGAUACUGAGAGAGGCAGUCGUGAGCCAGACCACCAGUCAGCAGCACAAGAAAAGACAGAGACAGAAGUCCAGGUUUCACGCAAAGCAGGCUUUGCAGGAGUGGCGACAGCAGAAAGGCAGACGCUCAGCUGAAACCGUGCUGAAGCAGCUCGUGCCUCGAGCGGGCAAGAAGGCAGGCAGGCCCUCACUGAAGCUGAAGCCGUCGCUGAAGCAGAAGCCUUCGCUGAAGUUCAAAGCUUCAGCCAGCAGCAAGCCCAGCCUGGCAGAGAAGGAGCUCCGCAAGGACCAGGAGAAAACCCAGGCCAGGAGCAGGCAGGCACAGCAGCAGAAGGCUCCGACAGCCUUUGACGGGCCCCUGAAGGGGAAGCAGGCCCGUGUAGUCGGAGACACAGUUGUGCCAGCCAGUCUCCGAGGCGAGGUAGUCCAGCUGUUGCAGCAGACGGACACAGAAGUCCGAGUGCAGGCAGCCUCAGGACAGCACUGGGUCAGGCAGGCAGACGUCACCACAGACUGCUGGGACAAGAUCUGGCCAGACUUCCUAGAUCUCAGCCAGGUCAGUCCCAAGACGCUCCAGGCAGAGGAGCAGCACCUGCGAGACCUGGCAGUCUACCAGAGUGGCCAGCUGCUCACAGACUCGCAGCUCCAGGCAGGCCAGCCAGCCGGACUCCAUGUCCUGCAGCCAGCACAGCUGGAAGUCAUCCUGCAGACAGGCCAGUUGCCGCAGGAGCUGCAGCCAGAGCUCCAGGCAGCUCUGCAGGCAGCCAAGCCCAUGCUCGUGCUUGCAGUCGUGCACAGCCAGACUCCCAGACACUACAGCCUCGUGGUGCUGGAAAGAGACGCAGACAAGCACAUCUCUGUGAGACUGAGAGACUCUCUGCCCAGCGAGUCAGCCUACAACAAGUGCUUGCAGCUGCAGAAGCUCUUCUUCCGGAAGGCAGGCCUGCCAGACAACAAGCCACUGCCUCCGCCGGCGGGCUCUUUCAGACAGAAAGACGGCUUCAGCUGUGGCCUCUGGGCCAUAGCCUUCGCCGAGGCAGAGUGGAGGCUCUUCCUGGGCGAAAGCAGGCAGGCACUCGACCUGGACCUCGCGACGAGAGUCGACAGGCUGAACCGGUGGAUUGUUGCCCUGCUGCGGACCAGACACUCGAGGCAGGUUCAGCAGCAGACAGCGAAGGAUGCUGCUGCAGCCUGCCAGCCACACCAGGCAGCAGCAGCAGCAGCAGCCGCAGGCCUUGCAGAAGCUGCAGUCAAGGCCAAGACUGCUGCGGAGGCUGCACAGCCGCCACAGCCUCCGGCAAAGCCAGUCUUUGGGUGCAGCAAGUGCAGGCACUCGCCUCUCGGAUGCCUUCAGUGCAACCCAGGCAAGUUGCUGAAGCAUGCUGCCAAGCAGGAAGCUGCAGAGGCAGCCGCAUCCCAGAAAGAGUCUCAGGCCGCAGAAGCCUCUCAGGCAGGUCCCUCCCACGCUCAGCCUGAGGCCGCAGCAUCUGCAGCAGAGGAGAAGACUGCGAAGCCAGAGAAGAAAGUGAAGAAGGACAAGAAGGAGGGCAAAGUGAAGAAAGAGAAGAAAGAAAAGAAAGAAAAGAAAGGCUGA